This is a messenger RNA of Cajanus cajan (pigeon pea), 1790 nucleotides long. Lineage: Eukaryota; Viridiplantae; Streptophyta; Magnoliopsida; Fabales; Fabaceae. The record is from RefSeq and is a predicted model, not a curated record.
CACUUCCAAGUUCCAACCUCCAUCCCCAAACAAACUCACGCUUUUCAUCACUCUGCCUUUCCGCCAUGGUUCUCUCCAAAACCGCCUCCGAAUCCGACGUCUCUGUCCACUCAACCUUCGCUUCUCGCUAUGUCAGAACUUCACUUCCCAGGUUUAAGAUGCCGGAGGAGUCCAUACCGAAGGAGGCAGCGUACCAGAUCAUAAACGACGAGUUGAUGUUGGACGGGAAUCCGAGGCUGAACCUGGCGUCGUUUGUGACAACUUGGAUGGAACCUGAGUGUGAUAAACUCAUCAUGGCUUCCAUUAAUAAGAACUAUGUUGACAUGGACGAGUACCCUGUCACUACCGAGCUACAGAAUCGGUGUGUAAAUAUGAUAGCUCAUCUUUUCAAUGCACCAUUAGGAGAGUCUCAGGCUGCAGUUGGUGUUGGCACAGUUGGUUCAUCUGAGGCCAUAAUGUUGGCUGGAUUGGCAUUCAAAAGGAAGUGGCAGAACAGAAGGAAAGAAGAGGGAAAGCCUUAUGACAAACCCAACAUUGUCACUGGAGCCAACGUUCAGGUUUGCUGGGAGAAAUUUGCCAGGUACUUUGAGGUGGAGUUAAAGGAAGUUAAUUUGCGUGAUGGAUACUAUGUGAUGGACCCUGAAAAGGCCGUGGAAUUGGUGGAUGAGAACACUAUUUGUGUUGCUGCUAUCCUUGGUUCUACGCUAAAUGGAGAGUUUGAAGAUGUCAAACGCUUGAAUGAUCUCCUGGUUGAAAAGAAUAAGCAAACUGGAUGGAAGACUCCUAUUCAUGUGGAUGCAGCUAGUGGUGGGUUCAUUGCACCAUUUAUUUAUCCAGAGCUUGAGUGGGACUUUCGGUUACCGCUGGUGAAGAGCAUCAAUGUUAGUGGGCACAAGUAUGGUCUGGUCUAUGCUGGAAUCGGUUGGGUUAUUUGGAGAAGCAAGGAAGACUUGCCUGAGGAACUUAUCUUCCAUAUCAACUAUCUCGGUGCUGAUCAACCCACCUUUACCCUUAACUUCUCUAAAGGGUCUAGCCAAGUCAUUGCUCAAUACUACCAACUAAUUCGCCUUGGCUAUGAGGGAUAUAGAAACGUGAUGGAAAAUUGUAGAGACAACAUGAUAGUGCUGAAAGAGGGACUCGAGAAAACAGGGCGGUUUGACAUUGUGUCGAAAGAGAAUGGUGUGCCUUUGGUGGCUUUCACAUUGAAAGACCACACCCACUUUGAUGAGUUCCAAAUCUCUGAUCUGCUGAGGCGCUUUGGGUGGAUAGUGCCAGCAUACACCAUGCCCCCAGAUGCUCAACAUGUCACCGUGCUACGUGUUGUCAUCAGGGAGGACUUCUCAAGAACCCUCGCAGAGCGUCUUGUGGCUGAUGUGGAGAAGGUGCUGCAUGAGCUUGAUUCACUUCCAGCAAGGGUGAUAAGUAGCACCUCUGUCACAGUCAAUACAGAACAAAAUGGCAAGGUGGUGGUUGCCAAGAAGAGUGCUCUAGAGACACAGAGGGAAAUCACUGCGAUUUGGAAGAAGUUAGUGUUGGAGAGGAAGAAGCUGAAUGACAAGAUGAAUGGUGUGUGUUAGACUUAGCUUUGAUUGAAACAAGGGUGUGUUGUGCCAAUGCUUGCCGUAGUUUCUAUAUAUAUGAUAUUUUGGGCAGUAAGUACUUUUAUUUGAGUCAAGUCAUUUCUAUGAUUUAGCUGUUCAUUGAUGAGAGCAAAAAUUCAGGACGUGAUUAUUUGUAUCAUUAUGAUUCUCAAAAGACUAUUCAAAUCAAGUACUCUUUCCUGUUAAAUA